Molecule: messenger RNA, 870 nt
Organism: Malania oleifera
Lineage: Eukaryota; Viridiplantae; Streptophyta; Magnoliopsida; Santalales; Ximeniaceae
Product: transcription factor MYB1-like
Exons: 3
Coding region: 1-870 (289 amino acids)
Source: RefSeq, a predicted model, not a curated record
AUGGGCAAGAGUCCAUGCUGCUCGAAGAAAGGACUGAAAACAGGGGCUUGGACUGCUUUAGAAGAUAAACUACUCACAGCCUACAUUAAAGUUCAUGGAGAAGGCAGAUGGAGAUACCUCCCAAAGAGAGCAGGUUUGAAUAGAUGCGGAAAGAGUUGCAGACUAAGAUGGCUAAAUUAUCUUAGACCGGACAUCAAGAGGGGAAACAUAUCUCAGGAUGAAGAGGAUCUCAUUAUUAGACUCCACAAGCUCCUUGGCAACAGAUGGUCUUUAAUAGCUGGAAGGCUCCCAGGACGAACUGACAAUGAAAUCAAGAACUACUGGAAUACUGUUUUGAAGAGGAAAGUUGAAGCUCUAUCAUCUUCAUCAUCACCAUCCGAACACAUAUCUGCAUGCAAAUCUACAAUUAAAAGGCAAGCCAAUGAGCUGAACACCCCCGAGCCACCGGCUGUUGCCACUCAACCACUGCAAGUCAUCCAAAUCAAGCCCACAAUGUGCACCAAAGUUGCAGUACCACCAGUACUACAAUGCCCAACUGAUGAUCAUGACAACUAUAACUCUAUGAACCCCGGAGUAAUAAAUUCAACAAAAGUACUUCCAGUUCAUCAAGUGUAUUUCAACAACUUAGAUGUGGACAAUGGGAAUGAAGAGCAUCCUGUGUUGGGUUUUUGCGACUCAAAGUUCUUGAAUUUUGAACAGAGUGAUCCUCAAGCUACCGCCACUAACUUGUCCAUUGGUUCUGACCAUUCCCUCAUAUUAGAUCAACCAAUAUUUGGGGAAGAUUGGAUCACAAACUUGUGUGAUGGGGAUAAUACCACUUCAGAUAUAGGAUCUUUGGAAUUUGUGCUUAAUUCUGAGGAAUGGCCAUGA